Molecule: messenger RNA, 1912 nt
Organism: Micropterus salmoides (largemouth bass)
Lineage: Eukaryota; Metazoa; Chordata; Actinopteri; Centrarchiformes; Centrarchidae
Product: T-cell surface antigen CD2-like
Exons: 5
Coding region: 135-1082 (315 amino acids)
Source: RefSeq, a predicted model, not a curated record
AUUUGCAGCUGAUCACUAAGAGAAGACAUUUCAGGCUGCUAAGUGUAGGAUGUGCAUGUUUGCUAUUGAAUAAAGUAGAGAGGUUUGUCUGGAAGCUGCUGACUGGGUCAACAGAGGCUGAACACUGACGAGACAUGGAAGCUGUGAUUGGACUGUUGCUGAUGCUACUCAGAGUCUCUCAUGGUGUGGAAACAUGUGAUGGCAGACAGGAUGGAGCUCAGUGUUAUGGAGCUUUGGGAGGAACUGUGGUCCUCCAGCUGAAGGACAGCGCCUCAGAAAUAUUUAGAUACCAAUUGUUAAGCAACAGAACAGUAAUACUUCAAGGGAGAAAGAAUCAGAUUCAUUUUAAUCUGAUAGAAAACAGAUCCUCAUUUACUCCCAGUAAUGGAACAUUUCGGAUCAACAAAUUGAACUGGACUGAUGGUGGUGAAUAUACUGUUGUAAUCUUUGAUUCAAAUGGACAGAGAUCAGAGCUGCGGACUCUAAAUUUGACCAUUCAAGCUCCUGUGUCCUCUGUCCUGCUGGUCUCUGAGUGUCUGUCCCAGGGAGAGAUGAGGGUGUCCUGCUCCUCUGAGGGAGGGGACAGUCCUCAGUACAGCUGGACUCUGGAUGGACACACACUGACAGACGCUCAGCUCCUCUCUGGAAACAAUGAGAGUAACAACAUCACUUUGAAACAAGACGUGUCAGGACAGCUGGUCUGCUCAGUCAGGAAUAACGUCAGUAGUGUCUCCAAAAAAGAGAAGAUAUCUACCUGUGGCUUCAUAUUCAUUAACUGCACCAUCAAUAUGACACACAUAUCACAGUGGGUGCUUGAAGCCAAUAACACCCUGUGUAUUGAACCAACAACAACACCUACCAUGAUCACAGACACUGAGACCUCCACUGACAAUCGCUCCCAGCUCAUAUGUGGUGUGCGAGCAGCUGUGGUGAUUCUUUUAUUAAUUGGGAUCGCCAUCUAUUUUGUUUGGAAGAAAAAUAAAUAUCAGAUAGCUGAAGGCUCUGCCGACCCUCGAACAAUGAAAUAUCAAGAGAACUCUGUUGUGAUGGUUGAAAUGAGAAGUUCUGCAUCUGAACUUUAACUUUCUGAAACCAACACCUCAGUGUCGCCCCUCACACCUGCUGUGAUUGGCCUCAUGUCUUUCUGGAUGUGAAAACAGGGUUUAGAGUGGAAACUCUGUUCACUCUGUCACUUCACUGGUUAUUGACUUGGUGAAAGUAGGAUCAGAGUUUCAGUACGCCGCUGCCUUUGGAGAGUGAUAAAUCAUCCAGAGGCCACUGCUCCACACAGCACAGUUUAUCCUAAAGCAAAAUGUGACGUUGUGAAUAAAGCUGAUUUUGUCAUUAGCAGUAAAUUAUUAGAAUAUAGACUUCCACAGUGUUGCUGUCCAAUAAAAACAAUGCAUCACCAAAUGUAAUGAUUUAGAUUUUUUUAGACACAUUAAAGGAUGAAUUGUUUCUUCAUGGGUUGAGAACAUUCUCCCACUUCUUCAGGUAAAUCAGCCAUUUUGAAACACACUGGAUUAUCUGAAAAACUGUCACAAAAUUGGAAACAGGGAUAUUUUUAUUAGGAAAGAAAAGUUAAUGUUUUUAAGAUAAAUUGCUUAAACUUUUGUAUCUGUACAUGACUUUAUGGUUAUGUAUAUUUUAGAAAUGGUGAUUUUGUAUUCAAAUCAUGGUAUUAACUUUGUUUAGUAAAAUCAAAACUGUGUACAAUUACAGUUAAUGGCAUUUUCACAUAUAUGAUUAAAGUGAUUAAUUGCUGGAUUAUGUAAAUAACAGUUUUGUUUUUUCUUAUUUGAUUAUACUUACAAAUAUAUGUCUGUUUUGCUAAGAACAAUAAUGUAAAACCAUUCAAAACAUUUAAUAGUAGGAGUUUCUGUUGUUUUGUAAUAAAAACCUGUUACUGUUG